AUUUCUUAAGUUUCUGAAAUGGCUAGCACAUUAGGCAUUCCCGUAAAGCUUUUACACGAGGCUCUCGGGCAUGUGAUUACUGUUGAACUGAAGUCAGGACAACUGUAUCGAGGCAAACUUGCUGAUGCUGAAGACUCCCUCAAUGUUUCAUUAAAAGAUAUAACCGUAACUGGGCGUGAUGGACGCGUCUCUCAACUUGAUCAAGUUUAUAUCCGGGGCAGCAUGAUCAGAUAUAUUAUUGUACCAGAUAUGCUUCAAAAUGCUCCAAUGUUUAAACGAGUAGGUCCGAAUGCUAUGAGGGGACGAGGUAUUGGUACUGCACGUGGUCGCGCAACUAUCAUGCGAGCGAACGCUCGCCGCGGACGUGGUGGCCCCCCUGGGCCUGGACGUGGCAUUCGUCGCUGAGUUACUGCCUUCCAGCUGUAGAACAUACGUCCUGGGUGGGGCGAUGUAUGCUAGCCG
Molecule: messenger RNA, 462 nt
Organism: Cantharellus anzutake
Lineage: Eukaryota; Fungi; Basidiomycota; Agaricomycetes; Cantharellales; Hydnaceae
Product: Sm-like ribonucleoprotein
Exons: 5
Coding region: 19-405 (128 amino acids)
Biological process (GO): RNA processing; spliceosomal snRNP assembly
Cellular component (GO): U12-type spliceosomal complex; catalytic step 2 spliceosome; U5 snRNP
Molecular function (GO): RNA binding
Source: RefSeq, a predicted model, not a curated record